Alternaria rosae is the source of this 1843-nucleotide messenger RNA. Its product is annotated as beta-Ala-His dipeptidase. The transcript is spliced from 2 exons. Bases 236 to 1666 code for a protein of 476 amino acids. Gene Ontology annotation, biological process: proteolysis. Gene Ontology annotation, molecular function: metallodipeptidase activity. Lineage: Eukaryota; Fungi; Ascomycota; Dothideomycetes; Pleosporales; Pleosporaceae. The record is from RefSeq and is a predicted model, not a curated record.
CUUGCCCCUCCCCACCCAAUUUGCCCUUGAGCAACGAGCACCUGCCCGAUUCAUCUCAGCCUGUAGACCGCGAAUAAGCGCCACAGCCACUCAUAGAAGCCUCUUCUGUCAUCCACGAAGCUUCCACUUCUCGCCCUCACUGAGACUCGUCGCUACGCCUAUCCGCCGCGACCAAUACACGCCCGAAAGAAUACCCAACGCCGCCUGGCCAUAUCUGUACCACCCAUUCAACAAGAUGGCACACCUCGACCCGUACUUCAAGCAGGUAGAUGCCUUGCAGGGAAACUUUAUUGAGAGGCUGAGGGAGGCGGUCGCUAUUCCCAGUAUCAGCUCCGAGGACCAGAGGAGACCUGAUGUAGUCAAGAUGGGCCACUGGUUGGCCGACCAGAUCAAGGCACUCGGUGGUACUGUUGAGCUCCGUGAGCUCGGAAAGCAGCCUGGUCGCGAGCACCUUGACCUCCCACCGUGCCUUCUCGGACGCUAUGGAAGCGACCCGAAGAAGCUCAACGUCCUCGUUUACGGUCACUACGACGUGCAGCCCGCGAACAAAUCUGACGGCUGGGCAACCGACCCCUUCACCCUAAGCAUCGAUGACAAGGACCGCAUGUACGGACGCGGUAGCACAGAUGACAAGGGCCCGGUUCUUGGCUGGUUGAACGCCAUCGAGGCCCACCAGAAGGCAGGCGUAGAGCUACCAGUGAACCUGGUCAUGUGCUUCGAGGGCAUGGAAGAGAAUGGAUCAGAAGGUCUGGACGACACCAUCCGCGCCGAGGCCAAGAAGUUCUUCAAGGAUGUCGACGUUGUCUGUAUCUCGGACAACUACUGGUUAGGAACCGAGAAGCCAUGCUUGACAUACGGUGUUCGUGGAUGCAACUACUACCAAGUCGAGGUUUCUGGCCCUGGUCAAGAUCUGCACUCCGGUGUCUACGGUGGAAUGACACACGAGCCCAUGACCGACUUGGUUCGCAUCAUGAACUCAUUCGUCGACCCCGACGGCAAGAUUCUCAUCAAGGGCGUUGACGAUCUCGUCGCUCCCCUUACUGACGAGGAAGCCGCACUUUACCCACCCAUCGCCUUCACCAUGGAUGGUCUAAGGGAGUCACUAGGUGGUGCAGUAACGAUUCACGACAGCAAGGAGGAAGCGCUGAAGCACAAGAUGCGAUACCCCUCGUUAUCGCUCCACGGUAUUGAGGGUGCUUUCUACUCCGAGGGAGCAAAGACCGUUAUCCCAGCGAAGGUUAUUGGAAAGUUCUCCAUCCGCACAGUACCCAACAUGGAGAUCGACCCAGUCACCAAGCUAGUUGAGAAGCACGUCAACGAUGAGUUCGCUAAGCUGAAGUCGAAGAACACGAUGAAGUUCAGCGUGGUACACUGCGGAAAGUGGUGGGUAGAGGACCCCAACCACCCCAACUACACGGCUGCUGCCAAGGCUGUCGAGCGUGUCUUUGGUGUGAAGCCAGACAUGACCCGGGAGGGUGGUAGCAUUCCUGUUACAUUGACCUUCCAGGAAGAGCUUGGCAAGAACGUCCUGUUGCUGCCAAUGGGCAGCUCAACUGACGCUGCUCACUCGAUCAACGAGAAGCUGGACAAGAGGAACUACAUCGAGGGCACCAAGCUGCUAGGAGCCUACUUGCACUACGUUGCAGGAGAGAUGAAGCGCGAGUAGAGUUCCGCGCUAUGAGGAAUAUCAUCGGUCUGGUUCUCGUAGAUAAUUAGAUGGUUUGCUACCUACAAGAAAUAAAUACCCAUUCAGCAGCAUGCUUCUCAGAUGACGCCGGUUCAACGAGAUGACAUGCUCAUGUUUUCAACUAUAAAAAAAAACUCAUGAUUAUCGCAGACCACA